Molecule: messenger RNA, 1695 nt
Organism: Microthlaspi erraticum
Lineage: Eukaryota; Viridiplantae; Streptophyta; Magnoliopsida; Brassicales; Brassicaceae
Source: the annotation of a GenBank genome assembly
AUGUAUUGCAAUCUAACAAGGAGCCAAGGAUUUCCAAUGGCGAUUAGAGUUUCCUUGCAACAGACGACAGUGAAAACGUUCCAGCUCUCAAAGUCCUCGUAUUUACCAGCUAAGCUUUGCAUAAACCCCAAAGGAAGCGCCUUUGCGAAUGUUCCCACUGGGUUUAGCUCCGGUAAGAGUCAAAUGCGUCUUUUAGUUAGUUCUCGGAUCGGAAUGAUAGGGAAGCUCGAAAGCGUUAGAGAAUACUCGAGUUUUGAUUCGCAGAGAUUUGGCAAACGAAGUAGUAAUAGAGGGAGCUCUGGAUUAGGAUCGAAAACUUUCCGGGAUAAGAGAACUCGCGGAAAUGGCCGUGGAGAUUCAAUUUGGGUGAAAUCUGAUGAUAAACCUGUGGAAGAGAGGUUUCAGCGAGCUAGAGAUGGUAGAGCUAGAUACGAUUCAGUUUCUUCUGAUAGGAGAAGCAGAUUUGGUGCUCAAGGUGAAACAAGGAAUCGAAGAGAUGAUAGAGGCGUCAAAGGAAAAGAAGAAAGCGAGAAAGCUAGCGGAAAUUCGAUUUGGGUGGCUAAUGAUAAACCGGCUAAAGAGCAAUCGCCGAGAGCUAACCGGUCAUCUUGGGAGGAACAAGAUGGUAGAGUCACUGAAGAAACAGUGAAUGAUGCCAAUGAAGAUGAUGAUGAUGAUGUUGAAGAAGAACCAAGUGAUACUAGGUGGCCUGAGAUCAAGAACAGGUUUAAUAGAUAUGAUGUAAGAAGAGAUCAAGGGCGUGAAGAUUCUGCAGCGUAUCGAAACUGGAACAGGCAAGAGAGCUGGGGUAAGAAGACGUGGCAGGAGGCGAGCGAGUCAAGCGUGCCUAGGAUGAUUGGCGAAGUUGUUUAUGGAGUGAGUCCUGUGUUAGCUGCACUCACUGUUGAGAGAAGAGAGUUCUACGCUCUGUACGUUCAAGAAGGUUUGGAUUUGAGCAGUAACAAUAGGAAGAAGAAAGACAAGAAAGGCUUUGAGAAGGUCUUGAAGCUCUCUGAGAGACUCGGUUUAAACAUCAAGGAGACUUCGAAGCAUGAUCUUAACAUGGUUGCUGAUAACAGACCACAUCAGGGAUUGGUGCUUGAUGCUUCUCCGUUGGAGCUUGUGAAAGUGAAAGAGCUAGACCCGGUUUCAUCGGAGGAAGAGAAAGCUUCUCUUUGGGUGGCUCUUGAUGAGGUCACUGAUCCGCAGAACUUAGGAGCCAUCAUAAGAUCAGCUUACUUCUUUGGAGCCAACGGUAUUGUUGUCUGCGCGAAAAACUCAGCUCCGUUGAGUGCGGUUGUGAGUAAGGCAAGCGCUGGCUCGCUGGAAGUGAUGGAGCUUAGAUACUGCAAGAACAUGAUGCAGUUCUUGGAAGCUUCUGCUGAGAAUGGUUGGCGUGUGGUUGGUGGUUCGGUUUCUCCAAAGGCUGUUGCUUUGAAGGAGGUUGUACCUGGUAGCCCGACGAUUCUUGUUUUGGGGAACGAAGGAACGGGUUUAAGGCCAUUGGUGGAGAGAUCAUGUACUGAGUUGGUUCGGAUUAGCGGUAAUAUGGCGAAGGAUGUUGCAGUUACAGAGUAUGAUGAUGAUGGGGAAGGCGAAGGAUCCAGAUCUUUUGUUGCUGUGGAGAGCUUGAACGUGAGUGUUGCUGCUGGUUUGUUUCUUCACCACUUGAUAGGCAACAAAGCAAGUGUUUGA